UAAUUAUACUUGUUCAUUUUUUUUUUAUCGUGCGCAAUUAUCUUUUACAUCAAGAUUAUUUAUCUUCAGAGAGCUACAAUGUGUAUAUGUACGUUCACGAAAGACUUUUUAUUUACCAACGCCGAUGGAAAUUGUAGCUUGUUAGCUAACUAGCUAACAGUUAGGUUAGCUUUAUUUCCACUCGUGGACAUGGCGAGUAGGAAGCUGAGAAGGAGCAGCGUUCCUGCAGAUGUCUGCGAGCGGCUCAGUCGGCACCAUAUAGAAACAUGCCAGGACCUGCUGUCCCUCACAGCCCUGGAGGUCAUGUGUUUGGCUGGACAGAGCUAUGCUCAAGCCUGUCAGCUGCUGCGCUUGGUCAGCCAGAUCUGUGCCCCCAAAAUGACCACGGCUUUGGAGCUGUGGAAGCAGAGGGCUGACCAAUAUUUCCCCACAUCCCUUGCUGCACUUGACCAUUGGCUGCAGGGUGGCUUGGCAUGCGGCACACUAACUGAGAUGACUGGCCCUGCUGGCUGUGGGAAGAGUCAGCUGUGUAUGAUGCUCAGUGUGUUGGCAACACUGCCACGAAGCAUGGGCGGUCUUGAUGGUGGGGUGGUCUACAUAGACACUGAGUCUGCUUUCUCUGCUGAAAGGCUGGUGGAAAUUGCUCAGAAUCGAUUCCCGGACCACUUCUCAGACCGGAAACGAAUUGUGGAAAUGGCUGGGCGAGUCCACCUGUUCCGUGAGCUCACUUGUAGAGAUGUCCUGAAUAGGUUGCAGCACUUAGAGGAAGACAUAAUUUCCUGCCAGGCAAGGCUAGUAAUUCUGGACUCAAUGGCAUCUGUGGUGCGAAAAGAGUUUGAACUGAGUCUCCCAGGGAACCUGGUCCACCGCAGCAACCUGCUGGGCCAGCAGGCCGCUAUGCUCAAAUGUCUGGCCCAGGAGUUCAGCAUCCCGGUCAAGCAUUGCUCAAAUGUCAAAGACCACCUCUGGAAGUCACUGCAAAGGUUCAGAGACUGGUCGAAAGAGUAUGUCAGCGAGGAGGCCCCAGGCUGCAACUCAGAGAAGCACGUAUGGUCUCUGGAGGUACUGCUGACUAAUCAGAUUACCACACAUCUGGGUGAGAGACCAUCGGUGUCUUCCAAGUGGAAUAGUCUGGAAGGGUUUGUGCUGCCUGGAGAUGGGGAUUCUGGGUACGUGACAGCGGCACUGGGGAAUACAUGGAGCCACACUGUCAACACACGUCUCAUUUUGCAGUACCUGGAUUCAUGUCAGAGGCAGAUCAUUGUUGCAAAGUCACCCGUUGCCCCUUUUGCUGUAUUUAACUACAGUGUUCAGAGGGAUGGCAUCCAACUGGAGGGUGACAGUAACCAAGCAGACCCCUCCCAUCAAGGCACAGAUCCAGGGCUCCAGCCCAUCAGGGUGCGAACAGGAUUCAACUGUAACCUGACGCAGGUCUCGCCCACUGGCAGCCACUCUAGGAGCAGCGUUUCCUGAGGAUCGCAGAGCCCACUGUGUUCCUUAUUAAAAAACACAGAAGACACGGGACAGACCACCCUACUUCGGACAAAGGCUCAAUGAAUAACCGGAUGAUAGGCUCCUAAAUACAAUUGGUAGGGUGGCCUGCAUGGUUUUCAGAUGCAAUAUGUUGCUGGUUAUGCGUCACAGAAGACUGUUUGUGGUCAGACACACCUCACCGCAUUGCCCUCCCAGCCUGCGGUCAUGUGCCCAUUGCCCUUAUCGCCACUGUUGUGUACUUGCUGGGCAGGAUGGCAGGCUGUUAGCUCAGUAAACGGCAGCAUUUGUGGAGAAGUGGUUGGCCAGAUAGCACCUGGGCUGUGGCCUUGUCUUUUAUGUACGCUUUAAUCUACACUGUUUACCCAGUCCCUGGGCUUCCCAAAUGGCUGAGUGAUAGCCAAAAAUAUUAGCAAUAACUUCAGAGGGCUGUUGUAUAAUAAAAAGACCUUGUUAACCUGUGGCCUCUACUGCCAUAGGUUCCCAUGCAGGUGAUGAUGUUACUUACCGCAGUGAUAAUGAGCUGUUUGGUCAUUUUGGAGUGAAGGCUGAGGUUUGUGGGACACAACACUUCAACCUAUCACACUGAGUGAUCUCACUGAUGGGAAUGCAGAGCAAAGUUCCUUAGUGUGUCACUUCUUCUACUUCUGUGGUGUCAACCCUGUACACGGUUGGUGCACUAAAUAGACUAGCUGCAGAAAUAUGUUGUGAAAUUAACGGCCAAGAAUUUUAUUCAAGUUGAAAAGAGAUGACUACUUGAGCUUGCGCAGUAUUUCCUGGCAAGGCAAACCACAACCGCUAGAAAAGACUGUCUUUUUUUUUUUUUUUUUUCUUUUCUCCUUGAUCGGGGUCAGUGACUGUUUUUGUCUACACUGUCAUACUGUGCAGGAUUGCACAGAAGCAGUGUGACUGCAGGUCUGAGGUGUGAAAUAAAGGCUCAGGUAACACUUUAGUGCACAUGUCUUUGCGAAUCCCCAGGUAACAAGCCCUCAGGAGGUGGAGAAGGAGAGAGGCAGGGAGCCUGCUGGACAGGUUCUUAUGCAGGAGUUAAUCUUAAUGGAAGGCAUCCAGUGUGAUAUUUUUCAAAACUUGUCAGUUGGCUGAUUAUUUACUGGAUCUUGCACUCCCUUCUUGUUUUUAUUACCUGCCUUGAGAACUGAAGAAAGGGCAUCGGUCUUGGCCUUCUCCAGUGGAGCUCAACCAGCUGUUGCCAUAAGGCCCAGGUCUGAAGGAGGAGAUGAGGAAGUUUGCCUGAUUAUUUGAACAAUGGUUUUAUUUUAGGUACUUCCUCAUUUUUACUGUAUACACAUGUGAAUAGAGGUUGGUUUCUCAGGCUCAGACUGUCAGAACCUAAUUCUAGUUGUGACCCUGAAAGUAAAUUGUGUUUGUCCUAAAGCUUCUUGUACUGCUUUGCCAUUUAUUCAGAUUGCAUUGAUUUUCAUUUAUUUAUUUUUUUUCCUCCCGUUUUGUAUUUGGGAGAUAUCACAUCCC
Scleropages formosus (Asian bonytongue) is the source of this 2982-nucleotide messenger RNA. RefSeq names its product RAD51 paralog B (gene rad51b). Lineage: Eukaryota; Metazoa; Chordata; Actinopteri; Osteoglossiformes; Osteoglossidae. Gene Ontology annotation, cellular component: Rad51B-Rad51C-Rad51D-XRCC2 complex; replication fork. Gene Ontology annotation, molecular function: ATP hydrolysis activity; ATP binding; four-way junction DNA binding. Gene Ontology annotation, biological process: double-strand break repair via homologous recombination. The transcript has 12 exons. Bases 190 to 1473 code for a protein of 427 amino acids. The record is from RefSeq and is a predicted model, not a curated record.